This is a messenger RNA of Sabethes cyaneus, 3616 nucleotides long. RefSeq lists its product as uncharacterized. The transcript is spliced from 6 exons. Gene Ontology annotation, biological process: phospholipid metabolic process; arachidonate secretion. Bases 907 to 2400 code for a protein of 497 amino acids. Gene Ontology annotation, molecular function: A2-type glycerophospholipase activity. NCBI's taxonomy places the organism in Eukaryota, Metazoa, Arthropoda, Insecta, Diptera, Culicidae. The record is from RefSeq and is a predicted model, not a curated record.
AAUUAGCGGUUAGGCUGCGUUUUACGGUUGGACAGGUUAAACAUGACGCUUAGUUAAACGGGGAAUUUCAAAGGUGCUAAAUGGGAAAAAUGGAGAUUCGAUGACACAGCUAUGCGGACGGUUCUUGCUCAACCCGCAGUCAAGUAUCUACUGCGGUUAUCAGGCACGAGUGCCAUAAAGUACCGUAGCGCCACUUGAAAGGCUUUAGAUAAAUGAACCGGUUGUCGCGAUACGAGCGCUGAUAAAGUGGAAAUUCUUGCGAAAAAAUGCCACGUAAUUACACACAACAAAUUCUACUAGCUACAGUUCUGCUAUGUGUAUAAUUACCUCAUGAAACCGAUAUGAUAAUGUUCGAAUAUCGCGUGAUUUUUCACUACAGGUAAGCGUGGUUACCAAUACACGCCAGGCUACCAACAACAAGCAGAGUAUAUCAUCAUCCGGACACGUUGCGAACUCCUCGUGCUACUCACGGAGAGUGAGAGGGAUCGCGUCAGUAACCUAAAAUUGAGACUUUGAGUGCAGUCGUACGAUACCCCGAUAACAUUGGCCAGGCAGAGCGUAUAUUAUAACGACUGAUGCCUCGAUCGGUGAUAUUCGCGAAUUUCCUUUCGCCGUGUUCGCUUGCCGCUCAAAGUCUAUAUAAAACCGUUGUACAUCGGCUCGGCAAGAGUUAAACAUAUUUUGGCCGCACGUCGAUCAAGUAGCGAAAACCUACGGCGAGUGCGUGUUGUUUCUCGAACCAUCGGAAGUGGUAGUGUUGGCUGGUUUUGAAAUCAAGAUCAUCCUACGAGGGCAAUUUUAGAAAAACGGAAAACUUGCGGAAAAACGCUUCUAGUGAAUAUCGUACCAAGCGUGAAGAAACAGUGCAUCUCAGUCCAUCGCCAGGCGAACACAGAUUGCUGAUCAAUGUUUGUUCUGAAAGUGAAAGUUAAAAAUUUAGUAAACAUGAGGAUCGAAAUCAGAAAUAUUUGCCUAUUAACGAUCGUGACAGCGCUGAUAAAUUUGGCAACCACGUCAUCUGCAGCAUCCGCAAAUAGUUACCUAGAUCUGGAAGAGUUCAACAGUUCGCCUACGCGCCACAACCACCGACGUCAUCCAUCAUCGGAACAACAGCAGCAACAGCCGCAGGAUAAUUUCAUCCUGAUUGACUACUUGAGCGACGGUGAGGCGGAGCGGCGAAUCAGUUGGAACGGGAUAGCCGGCAAGGAGACCAGCAUCGGUGAUAGUAGCAAAACACUCAGCCUGUGGCAAAUGUCGGACGGUCGGAGCUUCAUUCAGAUGAUCUACACCAGCGACGGGCAGCUGAUGGAUUGCGAGUACAUACGACAGAAGAAACUUAUCAAGGAUUUCCGGACUCGUUUCUACAACGAAAUUGAGCAAGCUCGUGCUCGCAACUUCAGCUCACCUUCGACACUUUCCGACAGCAGACGCUCUCUGGUGUCGGAUCACGAUUUUCGAGAGUUUCUCGAGAAUGGCAUCAUCACGUCCGAAAUGGAAGAUCUCCAGUACAACAUUCGAGAAUUUUCGGACAAUGAUAACAUGUCGCCGGUAGCAGUUGGCGAUGCUUUCGGAAUGAGAAACCUAACCUACAUUCCGGUGAAAAGUGAAACUGACAUACCAAAGGAUUUGCUGAAGCAGAUGAAUUACCACAAGCUGAAACACCAGUGCGAUCAGCGGCAUCUACAGAUGCGUGACCUAGCGCAUGGGUUACAAAGCAGUGAUUCGCAGGAGCAAAAAGUCGCCACAGAAUCCCUGCAAAGGCACAAGCGCGCCAUUGCCGAUUGGUUCCUUUCGCCCAACACCAAGUGGUGUGGGAAGGGUCACUCCGCCGAACGGUAUCACCAGCUAGGAGGCGCAUCCCGAGCGGACAUGUGCUGCCGUCAGCACGACUACUGUAAAUUAAAUAUUCCCGGCAUGGCUACCAAGUGGGAACUGUUCAAUUACCGUCCGUAUACGAUCAGUCACUGCAGCUGUGAUCAAAGGCAGCGUCGGGAUCUGUCCAGCAUGCUUCGAGUGCCGGGAACCAAGUGGUGCGGCAAGGGCUGGAGCGCGCGCAACUACGUCGAAAUGGGCGGAUUGUCGAAGGCGGAUCGUUGCUGCCGCCAGCACGAUCUGUCCUGCCCGUUUUGGAUCCUGGGCUUCGAAACCAAGUACGGGAUGUUCAACUGGCGCGUGAACACGCUGAUGCACUGCAGCUGCGAUGAGAGGUUCCGCACGUGCCUGAAAAUGGCCGACUCCAGCGACGCCAACAUGGUCGGCAAGCUGUUCUUCAACAUCGUGCAGUCCAAGUGUUUCGUGCUAAAACCGGAAGCGGUCUGCACCAAGCUAUCCUGGUGGGGUAAAUGUGAGAAAAAAGUUCGACGAAAACGGGCACACAUUCGGGAUAACAGGAAAUACUAAAAAGCGGUGACCAGACCAUUGGCUUUCGGGUGGAUGUGAGUAUUUAUCGGCCCAUCGGCAGGUAAUGACGUUUAUGCCGCCAACAUCCAAGCGCGCGCGGAAAUAAAACAGCAUUUAACUGCUGCACACGGCUACCAGCAGCGUGAUUCGGGACCGUUGUCAAAUUUUGUACCCCAGGGCUUACGGCCACUGUCAUUCAACACAGCUCGGUAUUAAGACGUCAAUAGGGUGAAAUUUAUACAUCGAUCAUCGGCUUGGCUGAUAUGAUAACGCAACUUGUAGAGACAAAUCACUGAAAGUCACAUCACUUUAACUAUGUACUAUUUUCGGAUCGAAACCAAAAGAAAUGCAUGUUGCCAAUCAUCAUUAAAAAAAGGAAACAACAGAAACAUAGAACUACAAACUGUGACAAAAAUAUAAUGAUGUUAUUUAUUUGAUAGCGUGCUAAGUUAAUUUAUUAGUAGCACAAAUUGAUGCCUGUGGCAUCGUAACGAUUGACUCCUCAAACAAUGAUUCCUAUUAAUUUGUAAGAAUUGCUGGAGACGGAAAACGUUUCUACAUUAAUUGUGUCGCAAAAAAACACACAUUCAGAGUAGAUAAGUUAAAUUCUGUUUACGUCACUAGCGUGGUAUGAGUCCAUCUGCAGAACUGAAGCCGGGUAAUAAGCUCCUUUCAAGGACCGACACUCUUAAAUUAAGGGUAUAAAUUCCAUGACAAAAUCUCGUUGUAAAUAGUUCAUGUUUUAACUUUUUCUCCUGACUUAUUUUCAUCGGUCAUUUAACCCCGAGAAAAAAUCUAUCCAUUUUUCACAAAUUCACCAACAUACAAAACGAGUAGAUGCUUUUAAAAAUAGCAAUAAAGCCACUUAAACUUGUGUACUUAAACAUAACCACGCCGACAAAUGUACUCACGUUAAUUGUAUAGGAUGUAAAUAACAAGUUCACAAGUUUUGUACUUUCGAGGAAUAAAUUAAUAGAAAAAGUUAUAUAAAUUUAAUGAAUAGUCUCGAAACAAAGUGAUAAUCAAAAGUAGAUGAGCAUGAUAGUUAUGAAUGUGACUAUUUUGUACACUAGAAUUGAUGAAUGUGAAAUUAUGAUUGAGAAAUAAUAAAUUAUUUUAAGCUAGUAGCACUAACAAGGUCGAAUGUAAGAAAUGAAAUCAUUAAGUACGUUGCUGAAACUUUCUUUGAAAACAUUGUUGUAAAUAUAGCUAAAAA